Corticium candelabrum is the source of this 707-nucleotide messenger RNA. RefSeq names its product transmembrane emp24 domain-containing protein 4-like. Gene Ontology annotation, biological process: endoplasmic reticulum to Golgi vesicle-mediated transport; intracellular protein transport; Golgi organization. The transcript has 2 exons. NCBI's taxonomy places the organism in Eukaryota, Metazoa, Porifera, Homoscleromorpha, Homosclerophorida, Plakinidae. Gene Ontology annotation, cellular component: endoplasmic reticulum-Golgi intermediate compartment; Golgi apparatus; endoplasmic reticulum. The record is from RefSeq and is a predicted model, not a curated record. Bases 12 to 656 code for a protein of 214 amino acids.
CGCUAACUAAAAUGGCGACCGCGUAUGUGGCACUGUGUCUCUUUCUCGUCUCUCCAGCCUCUUCUCUCUACUUCGAGAUACUGGAAACGGCUAAGAAAUGCUUUAUAGAAGAGAUACCGGACGAAACAAUGGUAGUAGGCAAGUACAAAGUGCAGGCAUUCGACGAUUCGAUUCAAGACUUUCUACCGUCGAGUCCGGGCAUCGGAAUGCACGUGGAAGUGAAGGAUCCGAACGAGAGGAUAGUGCUAUCAAAGUACUACUCGGCGGAGGGCCGUUUCACGUUCACGUCGCACACACCGGGCGAACAUUACAUUUGCCUGCACAGCAACUCCACCCGCUGGUUUGGUGGCCGCAAGUUGCGUGUGCAUCUCGACAUUCAAGUGGGAGAGCACGCUAAUGACUAUGCGCAGAUCGCCGCCAAGGACAAGCUGUCUGAGUUACAGUUGCGUGUGAGGCAGUUGUUAGACCAAGUGGAGCAGAUCAGUAAAGAGCAAGGAUAUCAGAGGUAUCGUGAGGAACGUUUCCGUGCAACGAGCGACAGCACAAACCAACGCGUUCUCUACUGGUCGAUCAUUCAGCUCAUCGUUCUAGUCAUCUGUGGAUUCUGGCAGAUGCGACAUUUGCGGAAAUUUUUCGAAGCUAAAAAACUAGUGUAAUACAUACAGAUGCUAUCGUGCAAUUACAGUUGACUCUGUUGAGCCACGUGA